This is a messenger RNA of Ailuropoda melanoleuca (giant panda), 2297 nucleotides long. It is a transcript of the gene LAMP1, whose product is annotated as lysosome associated membrane protein 1. Bases 205 to 1446 code for a protein of 413 amino acids. The transcript has 9 exons. Gene Ontology annotation, cellular component: late endosome membrane; plasma membrane; lysosomal membrane. The record is from RefSeq and is a predicted model, not a curated record. Gene Ontology annotation, biological process: establishment of protein localization to organelle. Lineage: Eukaryota; Metazoa; Chordata; Mammalia; Carnivora; Ursidae.
CGCGGCGCGGCCUCACGUGACGGGCGCCGCCGGCCGAAGGGUCUCUUGCCUCCCGCGGGCGCCGCAGCGGCCGGGCCUCUGGACCGCGGGACCCUCGCCCUCACGCCGCCCCCCGGUCCGUCCGCCUGCCUCCGGCGCCCGUCCACAUUCCAACCGCCCCCGACGCCCUCGGUUCCCGCUGCGGCCUCGGCAGCCCUCGCGCCCAUGGCGGCCCUCGGCGGCGCUCGGCGGCGGUCUCUGCUCCUGCUGCUGCUCGCAGGCCUCAUACACAGCGCAGCAGCGAUAUUUGUGGUGAAGGACGCCAACGGGACAGCUUGCAUCAUGGCCAACUUCUCUGCUGCCUUCACGGCCAGUUAUGACACCAGAAGCGGGCCUAAGAAUGUAACCUUCGACCUGCCGUCCAAUGCAGCAGUGUUAAAUAGCAGCUCUUGUGGUAAAGAGGGAGCUUCUGACCCCGUUCUCGCGAUUGCUUUUGGAAGAGGACAUGAGCUGACCCUCAAUUUCACAAGAAAUGCAACACGUUACAGUGUUCGGCUGAUGAGUUUUAUUUAUAACUUGUCUGACACACAGAUUUUCCCCAAUGCAAGCUCCAAGGAUAUCAAGACUGUGGAAUCUGCAACUGACAUCAGGGCAGACAUAAAUAAAAAAUACAGAUGUGUGAGCAACAACCAGAUUCACAUGCACAACGUCACUGUCACGCUCCAUGAUGCCACCAUCCAGGCAUACCUUGCCAACAGUAGCUUCAGCAAGGAAGAGACGCGCUGUGAGCAAGAUGGGCCUUUCCCAACAACAGCGCCGCCGCCGCCUCCCCACCCUUCGCCAUCCCCAACGCCGGAGAGCCCCUCUGUGUACAAGUACAACGUCAGUGGCACCAAUGGGACCUGCCUGCUGGCCAGCAUGGGGCUGCAGCUGAACAUCACCUACAAGAAGAAGGACAACACGACCGUGACGAGGGUGUUGAGCAUCAACCCCAACAAGACCACUGCCGGAGGGAGCUGCAGCCCCCAGCUGGUGACCCUGGAGCUCCGCAGCGAAAGCGUCCCUCUCCUGGCCUUCCAGUUUGGAAUGAACACAAGUACUAGCCGGUAUUUCCUGCAAGGAAUCCAGUUGAAUAUGACUCUUCCCGAUGCCAGAGACCCCACCUUUAAGGCCGCCAACAACUCUCUGAGGGCACUUCAGGCCACCGUCGGGAAUUCGUAUAAGUGUAAUGCUGAGGAGCGCGUGCAGGUCACAGAGGCCUUUUCUGUCAACAUCUUCAAAGUGUGGGUCCAGGCUUUCCAGGUGCAAGGUGACAAGUUUGGGUCUGUGGAGGAAUGCCAGCUGGAUGAGAACAGCAUGCUGAUCCCCAUUGCCGUGGGUGGUGCCCUGGCGGGUCUGGUCCUCAUCGUGCUCAUCGCCUACCUCAUCGGAAGGAAGAGGAGCCAUGCCGGCUACCAGACGAUCUAGCACGGCCGCGAGAGGCACAGACCGGCCGCCGCUGCGGGGCUCUGCUCAUUUCCCUGAGCUUAGAUUGGUGUUGAGGGAGGCACACUUUCUUGCAAACUGAUUUUCAAAUCUGCUUUAUCCAAUGUGAAGUUCAUCUUGCAACAUUUACUAUGCACAAGAGUAACUUUGAAAUGACGGUGUUAAUUUUGCUAACUGGGUUAACUCUUUUGCUAAUGGUUCAACGUUAAUAUUUACCAAAGUAGAACUUUAAGGUGGGGGAGGGUAAGAGUGCUUUUCUAAGACGGCACUGGCUCCACUGUCAUUUGGCUUUUUAAGAUUCUGGUGUUUGGCCUCUUCAUUCUUGACUGAGAUUUCAGCCUCGCCGAGGGAGGGUCCCUGGUUUUGACCUUAGCACUGAGGAGGGCUGGCUAGGUGUUAGGCUGGUAUGCUUGAGAAACUAGUAGAGAAAGAUCUUUAAACAGAAGUACUCCAAAAGAUGAAAAUCGGAACGCUUAAAUUAAGCUUUAAAAGCCAGGACAGGCCCAGCCACCCCGCCCCCGACGGCACAGCUCAGUACUCGGGCACCGGCGCGCCUACGCGUCAGGGCCUUUGGUCUUUCCAUGCUCUGCCACUCAAGAGCUGGCACUUUUUUAAAAUAGAUAAAUGGGUGUUAUUUUUAUUUACCUUUUUGUAAAGUGAUUUUCAGUCUUCUGUUUGAGGUUCGGGGUGACCUGUUCUGCACUUGUGUAAAUACUGGGUACCGCGCUCCGAUCUACCCGCUUGCCGCUCGGGUGGCUUUGCACUGAGGACACUUCAUGUCUUGCAUUGCUGUAACAAUGCUAAUAAAACAUCUCUUUCUUUCUUUGUCUGGA